CUUGUUCACAAGGAAACUCUCUGAGACUCAUCCUGCAGUUCAUUAUCAUCAGCAGCUUGACUACCCAGAAAAAAAAAAGAAAAAAAAUUCUUGACUUUUAAAGACCCCUGCUGAUGUCCCGAGGAGCAUUUCUAAAUCACAGCAAGGCUUUGCUCUCACUGGACUGACAACACACAGUUUUGACCAGAUCCAUCCAGAUCCAGAUCCAAUCCAUGAGAACAGACUCAAUCAACGACAAGAAAAACGUCUCUGACUGUGCUGACAGCUCUCAUCUGAGACAGCCUACAUCUGCAGAACACUGGUCCUGGUAUCUGAUUUUUAAAGUUGGUCUCUGAACAGUUCAAAGAUUGAACAAUCACAAAGAUGAAUUUUUUCUUCAACCUUUUCAGCCGUUUAGGGCUGACUGACGCCGGCCGUUUAGAGCCGGAUGACGCCGGCCGUUUAGGGCCGGAUGACGCCGGCCGUUUAGGGCCGGAUGACGCCGGCCGUUUAGGGCCGGCGUUACUGACAAAUAAAGGCAAGAGUGAACUUCUACAACCUGGUAAAGGACAGACAGAAGCACUCUCUAUUUACAAAGUUCUUCUGAAAGAGGAGCAGCUUAACAUAGAAGGGUGCAGGCGUUUCAGUUUUGGAAAAGAGUCCCAGAAACGUAAUCGCACUAUCAUGGUUCUUGGAGCAACAGGAGCUGGCAAGACAACACUUAUCAAUGGGAUGAUCAAUUACAUUCUUGAUGUCAGAUGGAAAGAUUCUUAUCGGUUCAAGUUAGUUGAUGAGGGUCAGUCGAAAUCACAAGCUGAAAGUCAGACUUCUGAAGUCACUGUUUACAAAAUCAACCACCAAGAGGGAUUCAAAAUAGACUAUUCCCUGACAAUUAUUGACACACCAGGUUUUGGGGACACAAGAGGAAUAGAAAGAGACAAGGUGAUCACAGAACAGCUGCGUAAUCUGUUCUCAGCAGGACGCGGUGUCAGUGACAUAGACGCUGUGUGUUUUGUAGCUCAAGCCUCUUCUGCUCGACUCACACCAACACAGAAAUAUGUGUUCGACUCAGUGCUCUCGAUCUUUGGCAAAGACGUGGCCGAGAACAUCAGAAUUCUGGUGACAUUCGCAGACGGCCAACACCCACCAGUUCUUGAGGCAAUCAUUGCCUCUGAGGUCCCCUGCCCUAAAACAAAUAAGGGUGUCCCAGUUCACUUCAAAUUCAACAAUUCGGCAUUAUUUGCAGACAACAAAUUAUCAGGACAAAACAACCCAGGCUGCAGUGAUGAUGGAGAUGAAGGCAAUUUUGAUCAAAUGUUUUGGGACAUGGGUACAAAAAGCAUGAAGAACUUCUUUGCAGCUUUGAAUCUCAUAACACCCAAAAGCUUGACUUUGACAAAGCAGGUCCUCAGAGAGCGAGAGCAGCUUGAAAAUUCAGUUGAAAAUUUGCAGUUGCAGGUUAAACUCGGCUUAGCAAAGCUUGAGGAGAUAAAACAGACAACACAAAUUCUUCAGGAGCAUGAGGCAGAAGCCACUAGAAAUGAGAAAUUUGAAUUUGAAGUCACCAUGAAAAAGCCUGUUCAAAAAGAUAUUUCCAACACUAGAAAAUACGUCACCAACUGUCAGCAAUGUCACAUGACCUGCCACUAUCCCUGUGGCAUACCAGAUGAUAACAAUAAGGCACGCUGUACUGCAAUGGGAUCAGAUGGGAACUGCACUGAGUGCACAGGCAAAUGUCACUGGACAGUGCAUUUUAAUCAGAAGUACAGAUGGAAGUAUAAGGAAGUUAAAGAAAAACGAACAGUGCAAGAACUCAAAGACAAGUAUCAAAAAGCCACAAAGAACAAGAUGACUGUUCAGGAUGUGAUAAAAAAGCUGCAGGAUGAGUAUGAGAAAGUGCAGGUUGAGGUGAUGAAUCUGAUGGAGAGGUCAGCCAAGUGUUUGGACAGACUCAAAGAGAUAGCACUCAAACCAAAUCCACUCUCUACUCCAGAGUACAUUGACUUACUCAUUGAAGGAGAGAAAUCUGAGGCCAGGCCAGGCUGGAUGAAACGCGUUAAGGCCCUGACGGCUAUGAGGGAAAAGGCAGUGACCACGGCUAAAGUAGCCACAGGAGAAAAACUCCUCCAAAGUCCCAGCUUUUGAAUCUGUCCAACAGUCUGAUUCAAACUUAGCUGGUGUCAGCUAGCAUCACACUUGUUAGGAGUCCAAGCACCCAAGGUGCUGGACUCCUCUUUUGAUUGGUUGGAUUAUUGGUGUGCUUCCUUUAAAAAAGCACACUUAUACCCUCCUCUUUGCUUCCUCAUUAUUCUUGUUUGUUUUUUAUUCUUCCACCAAAUUUUGUUCUCUAGCUCCUUCCAAACUGUUUGAAGCUGCUGACACCAUUUAAACUUUAAAAUGUACCACAUGUUCUGCUGCAGUGUGCUUGUAUUCAGAUUUUUAUUAUUAUAGGUUUUGAGAAGUCACAGUUUAAGUUUUCUGCAGCUUUCAGAGGUUACAUAUAAUGUGUCAUAUAAUGUGAAUAAUGUGUCUCUCUGGAGUGAAUGAUGUCAUGACACACUCUGGCUCUCCCAUACACACUCAUUAUCUCAGCAAUGUUAAACAAUUUAACUGUUGUUUCCCUGUCCAAACCUAUGCCUGUUUUCACAGGUUGUACUUAUGUUCGUCCACAGUUCAGCAGUCAUGUGACCUGUUGCUGUGGACACCUGAUGUUAUUCUUGCUUCAGUCAAGCUCUGUGCCUUUUCAUAAAACUUGCUGACUGAUAGUAUUUGUGUCAUGCUGUGCUGUAUCAUUUCAAUA
This is a messenger RNA of Myripristis murdjan (pinecone soldierfish), 2779 nucleotides long. RefSeq lists its product as uncharacterized. Gene Ontology annotation, molecular function: GTP binding. The record is from RefSeq and is a predicted model, not a curated record. The transcript has 4 exons. Lineage: Eukaryota; Metazoa; Chordata; Actinopteri; Holocentriformes; Holocentridae. Bases 364 to 2124 code for a protein of 586 amino acids.